This is a messenger RNA of Ipomoea triloba (trilobed morning glory), 968 nucleotides long. RefSeq names its product 60S ribosomal protein L2, mitochondrial-like. Gene Ontology annotation, biological process: cytoplasmic translation. The record is from RefSeq and is a predicted model, not a curated record. The transcript has 2 exons. Gene Ontology annotation, cellular component: ribosome. Lineage: Eukaryota; Viridiplantae; Streptophyta; Magnoliopsida; Solanales; Convolvulaceae. Bases 94 to 684 code for a protein of 196 amino acids. Gene Ontology annotation, molecular function: structural constituent of ribosome; RNA binding.
GAAAAUGAGAGAAAUAUGGUGUCAUUCUUCUUCCACAGAACAACUUAGCACAGUCACUGAACAACUGUGCCCUAAUUCUUCCAGCUUAAAAUAAUGGCGCUCUUCAGAGCUCGAUUGGCUUCGUCCUCGAUUUGUCAAUUCCUCGCUCGUUCUUUCUCCAAUGCGGCUCCGGCGUCUUCGACGCUCUCAUCGUCGGGGAUGAUGAACCCGACGUUCACUCUCGAUGUCAGCUCCCAAGUAGGGUCGUCCAUGCCGCUGAAGAUGAUGCGGAUUGGAACCCUAAUUCACAACCUGGAGAUGCGGCCCGGUCAAGGCCCCAAACUAGUCCGGGGAUGGGGCACCGUAGCUAAGAUCAUGACCGAGCCAAGCUCUUCGUCCAGGUACUGCGAGAUCAAGCUCCCCUCCGGCGUGAAGAAGUUGAUCGAUGUUCGGUGUUGGGCCACUAUCGGACAGGCGCCGUACUCUGAGCACGGUUCGAAGAAGCUGUAUAAGGCUGGGCAGAAUCGGUGGCGCGGGAUUAGGCCAAAAGUUCGUGGUGUGGCGAUGAACCCUGUUGAUCAUCCGCACGGUGGUGGGGAAGGGAAGAGCAAGAGUAGUGGUAGCCAUGGGAAGGGUUCUCGUACCCCAUGGGGUAAGCCCACCAAGUGUGGCUACAAAACUGGACCACUUAAGAGGAAGAAGUGAUUCUUGUUUCUACUGAAUUAUAGAAACGGAUAUUAAUAUAUUGUAACUUAGCAUAAAACUGAGAGUUUGAUGUGGUUAUCUAUUGAAAUUUCUGGUUCUUUCUUGAUUGCUACUGUAUUAUUAGGUUUAUUGUGUUUGAAAACUACUGCCUUUUUUAGUUCUUUUGGUUCUAAGUUUUGUACAUGUUCAUAAAUGCAACAUUUACAGAUACAUGAUAUGAUUAAACUUUCAUGUAAUUGUUAGGCAGACAAGUUAUUGGUUAAUAUGUUGAUCUUUCAUUUAAA